CCUGUUGAAGAGAGAUUAGAGUUAUCUUCUAACAUCGCAAAUGAUCCAAUCUUUGCCAAGGUUGGCAAUGUACAUGUGAUAUCAAAAGCAAACAUGAAUACAUUCGGAGGUCCAAUGAUGGUUGCUAAUACUCUCCAUGCGUGCACAAUCCUACUGAAGAUGAGCAAGGAAUGGGACUGGUUCAUAAACCUCAGCGCUUCUGACUACCCACUUGUUGCUCAAGAUGGUGAGACUGUAUGUUUCUUGUUUUAAUCACUGGUGUCGGCAUUGCUGAUGAUAUUAAGCAAAGUUUCUGUUUGCAGACAUGUUGUACACUUUCUCAUCUCUGCCAAGGAAUCUGAACUUUGUGGAGCAUACACGAAAACUUGAAUGGAAAGAGUACAUUGAUCGUUUGCCUCUCCCCCUCCUUGCACUACUACUAAUUGAUGGACAUAGUAUCAGGGCCAAGAGAGGGAAGCCAAAGAACUUCUGACAGUGUUCAAACUCUUCACUGGUAUCUCAACAGCACAUUAACAUGUCCAUGCUUUGCUUUGAUUUGUGGUAAUUCAUCUUGCAUGUACAUUGUUGUUCAGGUUCUGCAUGGAUGAUUUUGCCGAGAGAAUUCAGAGUUCUGUAUAUGGGCUGGAAUGACCUCCCGAGGACUCUCCUUAUGUACUACACCAACUUUGUUUCCUCGCCGGAAGGCUACUUCCAGACAGUUAUAUGCAAUACACCUGAGUUUAUCAGCACAAUAGUGAACCAUGACCUUCACUAUAUCACAUGGGACAACACCCCAAAGCAGCACACUCGCAAGCUUUCUGCUAAUGAUGGCUCAAAAAAGAUCACUGCCAAUGUAUCAUUUGCCCGCAAGUUUAAAUAUGAUGAUGCCUUGCUCGACGGGAUUGAUGCCGAGCUACUACAAUGGAGUAAUGAGGACUUUGUUCCUGGAGGAUGGUGCUCUGCAAGCCCACCAUCCUCUGAGGUUGUGGAUUCUUCAUUGCUUAAACCCGGGCAGGGGGCAGAGAGGCUGGGGAAGCUCAUGGACAAGAUGGUUCAUUUUGAAGUGUUCACAAAGCAUCAUUGUAAAUUGGACUUUAUUAAUCAUAUAAUAGACCUGACAGCAUAUUUACUUAAAUGAAUAAAUUGAAAAAAAGCUCCUUGUGAUCACAAAGGCAUGUUUCUUCUGGAAUUUAUGCAUGAUUUAGAUAGUGAAAUAAGCAUAGUUAUUCUAGUCAUGCACCAAGACCAAUUGGAUCUCAUAUAGCAUGCUUUCUUACGAUAAUCUUCUUCUUUUAUUUAUUUAUUUUAACUGCAAUAGCCCAUUAAUAUGAAAGCUAAAGAAUUAAGACAAAAGAUAAAUAUAGCGAAGCAAACUAAAAUCAAUAAAAAUAGCACAACCAAAAAUA
Molecule: messenger RNA, 1385 nt
Organism: Dioscorea cayenensis subsp. rotundata (Guinea yam)
Lineage: Eukaryota; Viridiplantae; Streptophyta; Magnoliopsida; Dioscoreales; Dioscoreaceae
Product: beta-glucuronosyltransferase GlcAT14B-like
Exons: 1
Coding region: 584-1117 (177 amino acids)
Cellular component (GO): membrane
Molecular function (GO): glucuronosyltransferase activity
Source: RefSeq, a predicted model, not a curated record